Messenger RNA from Bathycoccus prasinos, 885 nucleotides. Its product is annotated as nitrogen-fixing NifU domain protein. Gene Ontology annotation, molecular function: iron-sulfur cluster binding; iron ion binding. The record is from RefSeq and is a predicted model, not a curated record. The transcript has a single exon. Lineage: Eukaryota; Viridiplantae; Chlorophyta; Mamiellophyceae; Mamiellales; Bathycoccaceae. The coding region runs from base 1 to 885 and encodes 294 amino acids. Gene Ontology annotation, biological process: iron-sulfur cluster assembly. Gene Ontology annotation, cellular component: mitochondrion.
AUGACGACGAGAGGUAUUAAAAGUAGUAGCACGGGUGGUCAUUUUUUGCAGUUAAAACGGUGUUGUUGUUACGAGUGCAACGAUGAUGAUAAAAACACCAAAGUCAUACACACUAGGGAAAGGUUGCGGAGAGGAAGUGGACGCCGCCAACAACGAAAGCGUGGUGGUGUUUCUAUUAUUCGAGCGGCGAAGGCGACGAGUCAGAUUCAGACGACGGGAGAGGAGAGAGACGACUUUUUGGACGAUUCAGGGGGCGAAAAGAGGAAAGGCGAUGCGAAGAAUACCAUCGAAAUGGUGUCUCCGUUUCAAGACGUGGCAGAUGCCAUGCUGAGGAAAGGCAAAGUGCGCUCAGAAGAAGAUGAAGAAGAAAACAAGAAGAAGAUAUAUCCGAGACUGACGAAAGAAACUGUCGACGAAGCGUUGGAGGAAAUCCGGCCGUACGUGAUCAACGACGGCGGAAACAUCGAAGUGGUCGCGGUUUCCGAGGAAGACGGGAUCGUGGCGGUUCGGUUGUUAGGCGCGUGCGCGUCGUGCGCGAGUUCGCAAGCGACGAUGAAAGGCGGCGUGGAAUCCGUGUUGAGGAAAACGUUCGGCGAGAAGGCGUUUAAGGAAGUAAUCAACGUGAGCGGAGACGUCGGGCAGGCGCCUCCGGAGUUGACGAAAGAGGCGGUCGGAGCGCACUUGAAAAGCAUCGAGGAUAGAGUGAAAGGGUACGGGGGCGUCGUGAAAUGUUUAGAGGUGGACGGGAGGAAAGGGAACGUCGUUUUGGGGUUUCGAGGCCCGAAGCCGUUGGCCGCGGCAACCGCGCAGAGUUUGCAAAAGACGUUUCCGUUCAUCAAGACGGCAAGUUUAAAAGAGUUGGACGACGACGACGACGACGAUUAG